AUGCCUAAGAAACUCAUCACCAUCCUCGGCGCCACUGGCACGCAGGGCGGCUCUGUUGCAAACCGCUUCCUCUCUCACGCCGAAUGGCGCGUCCGCGGACUAACACGUAACCCCGGCUCCGCCAAGGCCAAGGAAUGGAGCCGUCGAGGCGUUGAGAUGGUCAAAGGCGACUACGACGAUUUGGAGUCCCUCAAAGCAGCCUUCCAAGGCGCCAAUGCCAUCUUUGCUGUAACUGAUUGGGCCACGUGCUUCACGCGUGUUAGCGAGGACAAGACCCUGCAGGACGAGGCAGAGGCAGCGGGAAUGUCAUUUGAGGAGUACGCAGGAGAUCUCGAAACGCUGCAAGCUAUCAAUGUGGCAACGGCCGCAUCUGACCCGAAGGUACUUUCGACGCUCGACAAGUUUAUCUUUUCCACCCUCGCUCCUGUGCAGCGCAUCAGUGGUGGCAAGUACAAGCACGCAUACGAAUUCGACUCAAAGGCCGCUGCUGAGCGCUACAUGCGGGAACGCCUGCCGGAUCUGCGCUCCCGUCUGAGUACUGUUACCAUGGGCAUCUUUCAGGAGACGUGGAGAGACAUAGCCGCCUUCCGGCCGCAUAAGCUGCCCAAUGGCACGUUUGAAUACGUACGCCUUAGGACGUCCGGCAGGCACCAGGCGAACCCCGAGGUUGUGGCGACUCGUGACACGGGCGUGUUUGUUGAGGCACUUGUUCUUCAUCACCCACCGGGAACAGAUGUUCUGGGCGCCAGCGAGAUCCUCACUAAGCCCGAAUACGCAGCUACCUGGGGCCGCACGCUAGGAGUCGAGGCAAAAGUGAGAGACGUCGACGAGGACGAAUACGUAAAGUAUCUACCCGAGGGAUUUGAGGCGACCGUUAUCGACGAUGUCAGAUUCUUUGCCGAAUACGGCUAUGCUGGCGGAAAUCCCAAGGUCAAGACGCCGGCCGAGCUGGGUAUCAAGACGACUGCUCUGGAAGACUUUUUUCGGGAUGAGGACUGGAGUGCUGUGUUGAAGGGGGAAAUAUGA
This is a messenger RNA of Exserohilum turcica Et28A, 1026 nucleotides long. RefSeq lists its product as uncharacterized. Lineage: Eukaryota; Fungi; Ascomycota; Dothideomycetes; Pleosporales; Pleosporaceae. The transcript is spliced from 2 exons. Bases 1 to 1026 code for a protein of 341 amino acids. The record is from RefSeq and is a predicted model, not a curated record.